GCCUGCGGUCCCAAUUCGCCUUCUUUCUUCUGUAGGGUUUCUCUUCUUUUCCUCCACCUCCACACCCGUCCUGCCCGAUCUCUUUUCACCCCCUUUUCCUAGGGUUUGCAUCCACCGAUCUGCCUCUCCGUAGAGUAAUUGGAAGCGAUGUACAACGGGAUCGGGCUUCAGACCCCGCGGGGAUCGGGCACCAAUGGCUACAUCCAAUCGAACAAGUUCUUCGUGAAGCCCCGGCAGCCCCCCGCCCGCUUCGACGCUGCCUCCGCCUCCGGCUCCGAGCCUGAGGGUGCCGUGCGCAAGCCCAACAAGGACAUCCUCGAGCACGACCGCAAGCGCCAGAUCCAGUUGAAGCUCCUGGUUCUCGAGGAGACCCUCGCCGACCAGGGGUAUACUGAGGCCGAGAUCUCCGAGAAGCUUGAGGAGGCCAAGAAGACCAUCGAGGCCGAAGCCGCUGCGGCCGCUGCUGCUGAGGAUGGUAGCGGUGGUCGUCGCAAGGAUCGUCCUCCUCUUCCAAACAGGAGAUUUGCGGAUACAAAAACUCAUCAUAUUGCUGCUCGAAAGGAGAAACAAUUGGAAACACUGCGGGAAGCUCUUGGCAUUAAAAGUGAGAAGAAAUCACCUGAACAUGAACUAAUUGAGCAGGACGAGGAGGAAGACUUAGAGCCAGGAGAGUUUGUUGAUGACAAACAUCAAGAAGAGAAAAUGGAUCUGAAGGGUGUUGAGAAACAACGAGAUAAAUAUGAAGACAGACAGUGGGAGAGUAACAAAGAAAAACAGAUGGUUGAAAUAAAGAAUGAAAGCAGGAAAUCACGUACUGCUGUGCCAAAGCACCAAGAAAGAGGUAUUGGUAAGGGAAAAUAUCAGGAUAGUUCUGACAGUGAAAGUUACAGAAAAAAUGAUGACGAGGAAAGGAUGAAGCAUCGAAAAAGUACUCAACGAGAUAAUUCUAAAGAUGUUGAUGCUGUAAGGAGCAGCAAGAAGGCAAAAAGCAUUAAAAAUGAAGAAUCUGAUUAUUCUGAUUCUGACAGUGAUUCGGAUGGGGGCAUUGCUCGAAGACAGACAGAAAAAAACAUAAAAAAUAAUAGGAGGCAUGACUCGGGUUCGGAUUCUGAAAGUGAACCUGACAGGAAGAAACCUAUUAGAGGACGAGCAAAAAGCAGAAGGCAUGAUUCUGAGGAUUCAGAUUCAGAAACUGAUUCGGAAAGGAAACACAAAAUGGAGAGGGAAAGACAACGCAAACAUGUUUCUGUUACUGCAAGCAGAAAGAAAGAAAACAUCGACUAUCAGAAGCAUGAAACAAGAAGUCGGAGGCGUGAUUCUGAGGACUUAGAAGAUGAUAUUGACGAUGAAAAGAGCAGCAGGGUAAAGAUGGAGAAAUAUGUAAAAUCUAGCAGAAGGGACAAGAUGCCUGAUUCAGACACAGAGAGUGAAAAGAUAAAUACUAAAUACAGAAAACAGAUGGAAAGUAGAAGACAUGACUCUAAUGAUUCAGGUUAUGAUACUGAUGUCAACAUCAACAAGAAAAGACUAAGUGUAGUGAAACAAGGUGAAAGUUCCAAAAGGCAUAUCGAUGAUACUUCUGAUUCUGAUAGCAGAGAGAAAGAUACUACUGAGAGAAAGAUAGCAGAGAGGAAGUCAUAUGUUGCUCAUCAUGAUAAAUCAAGAAAGCUUUCUGAAAGGAAAGUAGAGAAUAAUAGUAGAAAGAAGCAGCAGAACGACACAGAUGAUGAAAGUUCUGGGACUGAUAGUGGCAUGGACAAUACUGGCAGAAACUUAUCUGCUACUCGACAUGGUAAAUCAAUAAAGAAUUAUGUGGGAAAAGCAGAAAAUGAUAAUAGAAAGAAGCAACGACAUGACACAGAUGAGAGUUCUGAGACCGAUAGUGGUACAGAUGAUAGUCACAGAAGGAUGAAGAAACGUAGAGAAUUUAGAAGGAAUCAGGAUUCAGUAUCUGAUGACAGUGAAAGUCAGAGUUCUGAGUCCAGCAGUGACACAUAUUCUGAUGAUAGCAGUGAUGACAGCCAGGAAAAAGACCGUCACAGAAAAACAUACAAAGAUUAUAGUAGGAAAGUGGAGCACAAGAAUGUAAACCAGCAGAAAUCUCUUGUAGAUGAACAAAUGACCCAGUUUACAAGUGCCAGACAGGAUACUGGUGGAAGAAGUCGAGAUGGCCAUCGAACUGGUGAUAGCAAUACUAAGAAAGAACACUUGAAUGCUUCAGAGAGAAAUGUGACGAGUGACAGAUUUGAGCCAAAGCGAGAAAGCAAGGAUUUUGAUGACUAUGGCAGACAGGACGCAAGAAAACGAAAAGCUGAUGAUGACCUUGCUUCUGAAGUCCGUAAUUCAAAGUUCAGGACUUGUUUAGCAGAAGAUGAGAGAAGGAAGGAGACGAAGAGAAGGAACGAUAGGGACUACGAGGAUAGGAAGAGGGAAGAAGACCAAGUUGUGAAGAAUCUUGAUGUCAAACAAGCAAAAGAAUUUGUAGAUGAGUAUGGGAGCCGAAGGUAUAAUGAAAACAAGCAGUACCGUAAUGAUAUUAAAAGAGGGAAAGAUGAAGAUAAACGUCAGCACCCUGAGGACGCUGACCGGCAUCGCCAUACUGAAGAUUCUGGCCAGCGUCGCCAUACGGAGGAUUCUGGCCAGCGCCGCCACACUGAAGAUUCUGACCGACGUCGCCACACAGAAGAUUCUGACCGGCGCCACCACACAGAAGAUUCUGACCGACGCCGCCACACUGAAGAUUCUGACCGGCGCCGCCACACUGAAGAUUCUGACCGGCACCGCCACACUGAAGAUUCUGAUCGGCAUCGCCACAUCGAAGAUUCUGGUCGGCGUCGCCACACUGAAGAUGCAGACCGCCAUCGUCAUGCUGAAGAUGCUAGCUGGCAUCACCAAGUUGAACGUGCAGACAGACGUCACCAUACUGAAGAUGGAGGCCGUCCUAGACGAUGAUGAGGGUGACUGGGCGCUUAAAUAUGGUCAUCCUGAGGCUUGUUAUAUGUUGUUGAUCUGAAGCGAAAGAAAUGUGCUUUGCUUCCUGUUGCCGCUACGAACCAUUAUCAACAAAGCCAAGUCAAAUUGCUCGACCUGUAGUUGAAGCUGUGGCUUGAUGCAUGUAGUUGCUUUGAAGACUUCCAUAAUAACAUUGGUUAUAUGCUUGGUGUAGCCAUCUGCCUGUUUGACUGUAGCUAGAACCGGUCUACUAUGAUAGUUUUUCAUAUACAGAUGCUCGUGUUUGCAUCCUCC
Molecule: messenger RNA, 3246 nt
Organism: Musa acuminata AAA Group (dessert banana)
Lineage: Eukaryota; Viridiplantae; Streptophyta; Magnoliopsida; Zingiberales; Musaceae
Exons: 3
Coding region: 148-2952 (934 amino acids)
Cellular component (GO): nucleus
Source: RefSeq, a predicted model, not a curated record